AUGCAGACGAUUCAAUCACCAGACACCGACGUGUUCUCGACCCCGCCCUCGACCCCUGGCCUCCUGCGCGACGCUCUCCGCCCAUCCCUCACUCGCCGCUCCAGCAGGCCCACCUCGCUCCGCCUCCAGCACCCUGCCGCCGCCGUCCCCGACAUCGUCCUCGACCAGCAGGCCUCGCCCGAGCUCAGGAAGGCCGCUUAUCUGAACGGGCAUCACUCAUCUCCCGCAGCCUCGGCCUUGGGAACGGACCCGACGCUGACCCACGCACACCCCGCUGCCGCAACCUCCCCGGCACCGCCUGGGUAUUCGUCCCAUGCCUCUCCGUCUCCCAACCCAUCCACGUCGCCCUACUUUGUUCACUCCCAACUCCAGGGCCUCACUUUCCAAGACUACCUUCAGGCAAAACAGGCAAAAGCCAUCCAUGACGCCCGCAUGACCCACUUCCUCAACCCCUCCUCUGCCUCCGUCCACUCCGAUGGCACCCUCUCCGAGCCCUUCUCCGCUCGCAGUUCAGACUACGACGAGUUUGAAGACGACUACGCUGGCAGUCUAACCGCCCAGCUCGCAGAGACCGCCGUCGGCGUCCGCGAGAUGAGCAAGCAGCUUGGUCGCACCCGUGUCCACUCUCAUAUCCAAAACGUCCUCAUCGUCACAAAGGCAAGAGACAAUCGCCUCAUCCAACUCACCCGCCAGCUCGCCCUCUAUCUCAUGCGCAAACCCUCCCACCACGGCCGCGGUCUUGUCGUCUACGUAGACUCCCAGCUCAAGACCUCACGCCGCUUCGAUGCUGCCGGCAUCGAGCGCGACUAUCCCGAACUGUUUGUCCCCUUCCCUCGUCGCCGCUCUUCAAGUAGCUCCUCCCUUGCCACCUUCAGCUCAAAAGACGAGAACGGCCAUACCCUUUCCAGUGAAGGCCAGCUGCGGUACUGGAAUGCCGACAUGUGCAAUCGCAGUCCCCACCUUUUCGAUUUCGUCGUCACCCUCGGUGGCGAUGGCACCGUUCUCUUUACAUCUUGGCUGUUCCAACGCAUUGUCCCACCCGUCCUCCCCUUUGCCCUCGGGUCCCUUGGUUUCCUCACAAACUUCGACUUCGCAGACCAUCAGUCAGUCAUGGACCAUGUACUUGAAAAUGGCAUCCGCGUCAAUCUUCGAAUGCGUUUCACGUGCACAGUCUAUCGUGCAGUUACACCCGAGGAGGGGCGAAAACGUCGUGCUGUGAAGAAGGCAGACACGGGCGAAAUCUUGAUGAAGAACUUGGAGCAGGGCGGUUGGGAGGCUCUGGAGAGUGGCUGUGCAACCGUCCAUGACCCCACAGGCAAGUGCGGGAAGGACAAGGAAAUCAUGUGCUUCACCACGCGCCCUGUCGAGAGCUUCGAAGUCAUCAAUGACCUUGUCGUCGAUCGCGGACCUAGUCCGUACGUGAGCCAAAUUGAAUUAUUCGGUGAUGAACACCAUCUCACCACUGUACAGGCGGAUGGUCUCACUAUUUCGACACCCACUGGUUCUACUGCGUAUUCUUUGUCCGCUGGCGGUUCGUUGGUGCACCCCGAAAUUCCUGCGAUCCUCAUUACGCCGAUAUGCCCCCACACGCUGUCCUUCCGCCCCAUGCUUCUCCCAGACAGCAUGGAGCUCCGCAUCUGUGUACCUUAUAAUUCACGGAGCACAGCAUGGGCUUCUUUCGAUGGUCGGGGCCGUGUCGAGCUCAAACAGGGCGAUCACAUUAAAGUGACCGCAUCCAAGUACCCAUUCCCAACCGUGUGCGCUGACACUCAGUCCACUGAUUGGUUCAACUCCAUCUCUCGCACACUAAAAUGGAAUGAGCGCGAGCGCCAGAAGUCAUUUGUCGUCGUCGAAGAGGGUCCUGCGCGCAAGCACAAGCCACGGCGGGCCUCGCGUGCUGCAUCAAACGGCGACGUUCCAAAAGGUAACCCUGUCGCAUCUCCAGUGGCAGAUCAUCAGGCGCAGGAAGACGAGGAGCCGGAUAACGAAGAGGAGGAAGACGAAUGUUCUGAUGACGGUGAAGAUGAUGAAGAUGAGAAGUUCGACAUCGAUGACCUGUCCUCAAAUGAAUCUCCCCAGGGCAUGGAGGCUGCUCUGGCAGAAAACGCACUCAAACCAGAAGAAGAGAGGAUUGGACGGGAGAAGGUUAACGGUAUUGAUACGGGUACCAGAUCGGAGCAAGCGGCCGCUGAGCACGUUGCAAAUCUGCUAUCACAGGGCAACCCGCUCCUCAAGCACUCGUCCUCGCGUUCCGGCCUGCAGUCGGGGGUGGAAACGCCAGACAGGUUCGCAUGUCCCCAGCCACAUCCACCCAGGAUCUCUCCUCGGCAUGUCCAGUUUGCGUCUUCGAAUCGCUCCUCAUCAUCGUCUCUUGUCUCUAUGAGCCGCGAGCCCACAGCCACCGCUCCUCGAAGGGAGCGUCGUUCGAGAGAUGAGGGUGGAAGUCAGCCGCGUCGCUCGGGACAAUCCCGUAGCCGAACUCCGCGCACACGAGAAUUUGGUUCUGAUAGUGUGAAAACGCCCCGCGCGUUUGAAAAGGACCGCAGGAGGAGCAGCUCACGCAGUCGAUCGCGCGAGCGCGAGCGUCCACAUGCUCAUCAUGGCCACGGCCACGGCCACAAAGCUUUUGCUGUGUACGGACAGGACGAAAGUGACAGCGCGACAAGCGAUAGUGAUACAUAG
Messenger RNA from Fibroporia radiculosa, 2682 nucleotides. RefSeq lists its product as uncharacterized. The coding region runs from base 1 to 2682 and encodes 893 amino acids. Gene Ontology annotation, biological process: NAD+ metabolic process; NADP+ biosynthetic process. The record is from RefSeq and is a predicted model, not a curated record. Lineage: Eukaryota; Fungi; Basidiomycota; Agaricomycetes; Polyporales; Fibroporiaceae. Gene Ontology annotation, molecular function: NAD+ kinase activity. The transcript has 7 exons.